AUCUGGGCCGCGGACUGUCGGUCCCUCUUGAGCACGGCCUUGCCGGUUUGGCGGGGUGAAAGGUUGCGAAGAUGGCGACGGCCUUGAGCGAGGAGGAGCUGGACAAUGAAGACUAUUACUCGUUGCUGAACGUGCGCAGGGAGGCCUCUUGUGAAGAGCUGAAAGCAGCCUACCGGCGGCUGUGUAUGCUUUACCACCCCGACAAGCACAGAGACCCAGAGCUCAAAUCGCAGGCCGAGCGACUGUUUAACCUCGUUCACCAGGCUUAUGAAGUGCUCAGUGACCCCCAGACCAGGGCCAUCUACGACAUCUAUGGCAAGAGAGGACUGGAGAUGGAAGGCUGGGAGGUUGUGGAAAGGAGGAGGACGCCAGCCGAGAUCAGAGAAGAGUUUGAGCGGCUGCAGCGCGAGAGGGAGGAGAGGCGACUGCAGCAACGCACCAACCCCAAGGGGACCAUCAGUGUUGGCAUCGAUGCCACUGACCUUUUUGAUCGCUACGAGGAGGAGUAUGAGGAUGUGUCCGGAAGUGGCUUUCCACAGAUUGAAAUUAACAAGAUGCACAUAUCACAGUCCAUUGAGGCACCCCUGACAGCUUCAGACACAGCCAUCCUCUCUGGAAGCCUCUCAACCCAGAAUGGGAAUGGAGGGGGUUCCAUUAACUUCGCACUCAGACGAGUCACUUCUGCAAAGGGCUGGGGAGAGUUAGAAUUUGGAGCUGGGGAUCUGCAGGGGCCUUUAUUUGGCCUGAAGCUGUUCCGUAAUCUCACACCAAGAUGCUUUGUGACGACACACUGUGCCCUGCAGUUUUCGUCCCGCGGCAUCCGGCCGGGCCUCACCACCGUCCUGGCCCGGAACCUGGACAAGAAUACGGUGGGCUACCUGCAGUGGCGCUGGGGCGUCCAGUCAGCCAUGAACACCAGCAUCGUCCGGGACACCAAGACCAGCCACUUCACCGUGGCCCUGCAGCUUGGAAUCCCUCACUCCUUCGCACUCAUCAGCUAUCAGCACAAAUUCCAGGAUGACGACCAGACGCGAGUGAAGGGGUCCCUGAAGGCCGGCUUCUUCGGGACGGUGGUGGAGUACGGAGCAGAGAGGAAGAUCUCUAGGCACAGCGUCCUCGGGGCGGCUGUCAGCGUUGGAGUCCCGCAGGGAGUUUCCCUCAAAAUCAAGUUAAAUAGGGCCAGUCAGACCUACUUCUUCCCCGUCCACCUGACAGACCAGCUGCUGCCCAGUGCCGUCUUCUAUGCCACCGUGGGGCCGCUCGUGCUGUACUUCGCCCUGCACCGCCUGGUCAUCAAACCCUACCUCAGGGCUCAGAAGGAGAAGGAACUGGAGAAGCAAAGGGAAAGCACAGCCACUGACAUCCUGCAGAAGAAACAGGAGGCAGAAGCCGCGGUUCGAUUGAUGCAGGAAUCUGUCCGAAGAAUAAUCGAGGCUGAAGAGUCCAGAAUGGGGCUCAUCAUCGUCAACGCCUGGUACGGGAAAUUUGUCAACGACAAGAGCAAGAAGAGCGAGAAAGUGAAGGUGAUUGAUGUGACCGUGCCCCUGCAGUGUCUGGUGAAGGAUUCCAAGCUCAUCCUCACUGAGGCCUCCAAGGCUGGGCUGCCCGGCUUCUAUGACCCGUGUGUGGGUGAAGAGAAGAACCUGAAAGUGCUUUACCAGUUCCGUGGGGUCCUACAUCAGGUGAUGGCGCUCGACAGCGAGGCACUCAGGAUACCAAAGCAGUCUCACAGAAUUGAUACUGAUGGAUAAACUACUUGAGAACCCAGAUUCAAAAGGGGCUGCAAAAGAAUUUCCCCAGGAGUUAACAAAUUUGGAAGCAGGAAAAAAAAACCCAGAAUCAGAUGUUUAUUUUGUAUUUGCAUAGAAAGUGGUACCGGCUCAAUUAUGUGAAGGGACACACAGGUGCCCCGAGGCAACCCCACCAGGACCGGAACCGCAGCUGGGCCCGAGUCUGUUCCCAAGGAUCAUGUCCCCGCAGGGAAGGCCCGGCACCCGGGGCCUCAGGGUCCCUCAGCCUGCGUGCCCGCUGAGCCACCCAGUAGCUCUGUCUGCCGUGAGGUAUUUAUGAAUACCUCACCCUCAUGCCCGUGACCGUGAGCUACGUUUCCUAAAAUCCACACUGAACACAGAAAACAAAACGGAAGGAGGGAAGGCGUUCCCAGGAGCAGAGUCUCUGGAUCAAGUGAAUGCCUGUUGAGUCACCUUCCUUCUGAAAUGUGACUGCGUGAAUCUGGACAGGAUGGUGUGGGUUUAUAAAUCUGCUUUUUACCUGAGAACGAGUGGCUUUGGGAAUUAAGUCUCCUUCGUCCCCUCCCAGAACUUCUCAAGUCAUUCCACUGGCACCUGGCUUGGGACAGAGGAUGUCACUCCGGUCCCAGGAUGUCACCUGUGUCCUCGUGGGAAACCGCAAUGCCUCUGCCCUCCCCCACGCAGCUCAGUCCAGGCGGCCCCCAGAGAGGUCAAAGUGGGAGCCAAGAGGCUCAAGGGGUUCUGGCGGGCUCCUUGCUGCUCGCUGCCAGCCGGUGGCACUGCUGCUCCCACACCUGGUCAGUCUGUCUCCUCUGGGCUGCCCAUACCCAUUUGGGUGUCUGCUCCCAGGAUCCCCUUCCUUCACACGCCUCUUUUGUGGAUGCAGAGUAUUUCAGGACCAGGCCCCUCCUGCCCAGCCUGGCUGGUGAACAGUCACCGGAGGAGCGGAUGCCUGCCUGGUGGGGGUUCAGGCAGCCUCCGUGCGGCUCCUGUUCAAUCAGGCCUUGCUCCUGACGUCGGUACCGGAGAAGUCACUCACAACCCCCUUCCUCCAGUGUUUAAAGAUAGUUCAGGUUGUCCAAUUCUGUAAUAUUUAUCUCCACUUAAAAGUUCCCUGCAGGAGCUGCUGCUCUGAAUGUAAAUCGUGCAAUAAGUGUCGAGUUAGUGGAGUCCGACCUUGACCGCAGCCUGUGCCCCUCCUGGCAGGCCGUCCCUCCUGUUGUUGAACAGGGACUGAACAGAGGACACGCUCUUACCACAAUAAACCUUUCCUGAAAGCCGGGGGCACUGUC
Molecule: messenger RNA, 3043 nt
Organism: Dama dama (fallow deer)
Lineage: Eukaryota; Metazoa; Chordata; Mammalia; Artiodactyla; Cervidae
Gene: DNAJC11
Product: DnaJ heat shock protein family (Hsp40) member C11
Exons: 16
Coding region: 72-1751 (559 amino acids)
Biological process (GO): cristae formation
Source: RefSeq, a predicted model, not a curated record